CCUAAGCCGAGGUAUCCAACAAUGGACACAAUGGCGACGGUACCUCAGCUCCAAGGGCGAGAAAACUACGAAACAUGGUACGCGUGCAUGAAGACAUACCUCCUCCAACACGAUCUCUGGGACAACAUCACAGGCGCCGAGCCCGAAGUAAGCAAACCAGCCAAACAGACCGCAUAUCAGGCACCGGAAGUGCCGCCUACGACGCACGUGGAGAUGGACCGCGAUGAGAAAAAGAGGAACAACGAAAGGCUGCGUGUCGAGCACUUGACCAAGUACACCAAGUGGCACGCAAAUAACUGCCGCGCACUUCAAGCCCUCUACAACUCGGUGCCUUCGCCAUGGCUACCGGACCUCGAAGUAUUCCCGACUGCAAAAACGCUGUUCGAGCACUUGGACUUCAGGUUUCGCAGCGAAUUGCGAAUGCAGCAGCCGUCUGUGCGGUAUGCCACGUGGACUAGGCUGCGGUAUGAUGGCGGAAACCUCGCGAAGUUUUUGAAGCGCUUUACUGUGACUCUAAGGAGCUGCGAGAGGGCUGGUCUGGUUGUUCCGGAACAUAUUAAAGUCCACCAGCUCCUUGCGGUCCUGGAUGCUGCUUUGCCGGCUUAUACCGAGGCAAGGCGCGAGGAUAUCUCCAAGGGGUAGACUGUCCUGCUGGAUGAUCUCGUUAAUCAAUUGACUGUAAGCUUAAAAUAUGGCUUCGGAUAACUUGACCAUCUUUCGGUUGCACCAUCUGCAAUCUAUACGUUGAGCGUAGCUAUUUAAUAGCAUCUGGG
This is a messenger RNA of Aplosporella prunicola CBS 121167, 773 nucleotides long. RefSeq lists its product as uncharacterized. NCBI's taxonomy places the organism in Eukaryota, Fungi, Ascomycota, Dothideomycetes, Botryosphaeriales, Aplosporellaceae. The transcript has a single exon. The coding region runs from base 31 to 642 and encodes 203 amino acids. The record is from RefSeq and is a predicted model, not a curated record.